Molecule: messenger RNA, 1842 nt
Organism: Aphis gossypii (cotton aphid)
Lineage: Eukaryota; Metazoa; Arthropoda; Insecta; Hemiptera; Aphididae
Exons: 8
Coding region: 763-1842 (359 amino acids)
Source: RefSeq, a predicted model, not a curated record
GGCUGCAGGCUUGUCAUCUGCACCUAAUAAAUUUGUGUCAACAUUGGUGCGAAAUGUUAUACUGAUAAUAUAUUUGCACUAUUUGUAGGUUUUAGUAAAAAAUAUUGUAAUUCGUAAUAUAAUAUAUGGGAACAAAUUUUAGUGUUGUUUGCGUGAAUAAUAUUAUGCAAUUAGAAUUAUUACGGCAUACGCGUGUAGUACUAACUUAAAUGGUCACUUUUAAAUUAAUUACCUACAUAAAAACAGCAUUGUAAUUAAUAUAAGUCAUAAGCGUAGCCUAUAAGUUAAAUAAUAUAUUAUUUUCGUCUUCUUUCGUGGCUUAAAAUAUACCUAGUUUUAGGGAAUCCCGCAUAUUAUGCUACAGUACUCGCAAUGCAAUAACAACCACAAUAUCGUUGGCCCGCGACCGUCGCUCGCCCCAUCACAGAACGGGACUGCGGCGACUUGUAGUUGUUACUUGUUGUCGUUGUCUAUUACUCUAUUGUGUCCAUAUUGCUCGUACACUCGUUCUACUCGUCUAAAAUCUAAGUUAUGUAAUCUACUACUUCAUUAAAACGACGCCACGUUAUUACGGUGCAAUUAUUUUAUUCGUCACGUCCUUUGAAUUGCCAAUGUGUGCAUCAUAAUCAUUGAUCAGUGUUUUUUUUUAAACUUUUUAUGUGAUUUACCAUUUACGAUAUUGCUUUAUUUUAUUAAGAUCGCGCUCGUGAAAGAAUUUAGAGGAUCGGUUCACAGUUGUAUACAUUUCCGUUGUUGUAAAAAAUGGAUCAAACCAUAUUUGAAAAAGACACCACGCAUGUUGUAGUUAAAUUUAAUGAAAAGUCUAAAAAUGGUAAAAAAACCAUUGAUCUUGUGCCUGUUGAUUGGGUAUUUGAAAGUGAGAGAAAAUUAUAUUGUAAAUAUCCUUCAAAAAAAGAUUAUUGUAAUUUAAAUGAAAUGUGCAAAACCUCUGCGGCACAUGGACCAUUUUGGAAAAGCUAUGGAAUAAGUGUUAUUAAACAGGCUGUAAAUUUUAAUCAAGGAAUAAGACGAAUGGAAAAAGCAUUUUCAGAGGAAGUAGUUCAGAGCAGCAAUUUAGAUGAAUACAACAGUUCUGAGUUAGAAGAUGAUUAUUUAAAACUAAACAAAGAUGAUCUUAAACGAUCCUUGAAAAGUAUUCCUGUUUUUAUAAAGAAUCAUGAUGUGGACGAUGAAGAGUUAAAUGAUAGUGAUAAAAAUAGCUUCCAUUCGGAAGAUUAUUUAAAACAGAACUUGGUAUCCGAUAAUAGUAUUUCAUCAGCAUUAUCAUCGCCAAUUCUUUGUCAUAAAAAGAAAUCAUUAAAAAGAUCCAGAAAGAGUGCUGUAGUAACCUAUGAUAAUACAAGUUCUGGUUCGUCAACAACUUCAUCGCCCAAAAUAAUUAAAAGGUUGUCAUCAGGAACAACUAAAAUAAUUGGUAUAAAAAAUAAAAUAAUACAAUCCCCAAAAAAUGUAAAGACCCAUUCAAUUGAAGAAAACAGCAAUAAAAAAGCUCAAACUUCAUCAGACAUUAAAAGGAAGAAACAAUGCCCAGCUUGUGGUUGUACGUGUGCUACAGGUAUGCCAGCUUCAGAAACUCUUGUUUCUAAGGCUAAUUUGGAAUCAGUUAGAAGAAGCAUAGAAUAUAGGAUAAUAGAAGAGGCAAAAUCCACCAGACACCUAUUUGCAGCACACAACAAUAUUGGGGAUAUUGACAAAAUAAUGAAAGAUGGAACUAUAAUUGAUAUUCCCAAAUUUAACUUACAAGACUUUCAAGAUUUUGAUGCUGAAUUAAAAACUAAUUUCGAAUUAGUAAAGAAACUGAUAAAAUAUCGGAAAAUUUAA